UAUGUCUUAAUUUCAAUCUUUUGUUUUGUUUUAUAGAGAUUUUACUAUUGAAUUUUCUAAUAAAUGUCAUUCAAAACUUUGUCCUCAGCAAAGAACUGGCAUCUGCUUACAUUAGUUAUUUCCCUUAUAUACUCAAGUUUUUCCAUCUAAAUUUCCUCAAAACAAAAAAUGUUGAAAUUCUUAUUCCAACCAUAUAAUCAUUCAACAAUCUUUGUAGUGACCCUUGUUCUAUUAUUACCAACCAUAGUAUUAUCCUCAACAUGCACAUGUGAAACACAACUUGAAGACCAUAAAAAAUCAGAAGCUCUUUCAUACAAACUCAUUGCCAUUGGCUCUGUCCUAUCAAGUGGUGCACUAGGAGUAUGUCUUCCAUUUUUGGUGAAGAAUUUGCCUUCUCUAAACCCGAACAACGACAUGUACUUCCUCAUCAAGGCCUUUGCAGCCGGUGUUAUUUUAUCAACCGGGUUCAUCCAUGUACUUCCCGAUGCAUAUGAGAGCUUGACAAGCCCUUGCCUUAGUGAAAAUCCAUGGAGGAAGUUCCCCUUUGCAGGGUUUGUGGCUAUGCUUUCGGCUAUUGGUACAUUGAUGAUGGAGUCCUUUGCUACUGGCUACCAUAAGAGGUCUGAGCUCAAUAAAGCUCAGCCUUUUAGUUCUGAUGAGGUAAUGAUCACUACUGAUCAUGAUCAUCAUGUUCAUGUUCAUGGCUCUAGUAAUUCGUUCGAGUUGGAAAGAUCGAUUUCAUCAGAAAUUAUUCGAAACAAGAUCAUCUCUCAAGUUUUGGAGAUAGGAAUAGUUGUUCAUUCAGUGAUAAUUGGGGUGUCACUUGGUGCUUCUCAAAGUCCAAAAAUAAUCAAGCCUCUUGUGGCAGCUCUUAGUUUUCAUCAAUUUUUUGAGGGCAUUGGUCUUGGUGGCUGCAUCUAUCAGGCAAAUUUCAAGUGCAAAACAGUAGCAAUAAUGGUGGUAUUUUUUUCACUGACCACACCAAUUGGGAUAGUAGUUGGGAUUGGAAUAUCCAAGAGUUACAAUGAGAAAAGCUCUUCAUCACUAAUUAUUGAAGGUCUUCUCUUAGCAGCAUCAGCUGGAAUACUAAUAUACAUGGCUCUUGUUGAUCUUCUUGCCUCUGAUUUUAUGAACUCUAAAAUGGUAUGCAAUUUCAAGAUCCAAAUAGGGGCAAGUUUCUCACUCCUCUUAGGGGCAUGUAUAAUGUCACUCUUGGCCAAAUGUGAUUGACAAUCUUAAUGCAUUAUUUAUUUAUUAAUUUUAUGCAUUGUAAUUUACUAACUUAUUUCAAUAUCACCCUUUUUUGUU
Cannabis sativa is the source of this 1308-nucleotide messenger RNA. RefSeq names its product zinc transporter 1. The record is from RefSeq and is a predicted model, not a curated record. Gene Ontology annotation, biological process: zinc ion transmembrane transport. Gene Ontology annotation, molecular function: zinc ion transmembrane transporter activity. Bases 169 to 1230 code for a protein of 353 amino acids. Gene Ontology annotation, cellular component: plasma membrane. Lineage: Eukaryota; Viridiplantae; Streptophyta; Magnoliopsida; Rosales; Cannabaceae. The transcript is spliced from 3 exons.